AUGUUGGCCAAUGCAAGUUCACUCUAUCGAUUGGCAGCUGAUCCGAGUUUUGAACGGCGGUUCGCGGCUAACCUUCAACUGCAACAGGAUUUUCGAUGGCGUCCGUGUUUUGCGGUUUUGAAAGCGAAUCUUUUAUUUGUGUUCAAUAAGCAAGAUGAUCCCGAGCCGCCUUUCCUCCUACUGAUAAUUGAAGACUGUUUCAUUGAACUUUGUGACGAAAACAAGCUCGGAAAGGAUUUUACAUUCGAAAUAAAGUACAAAACAACUGGAAGAAGUUUCAUUUUUGCUGCCGAAAAUUUCAAAGCUUUGGAACGUUGGGUGUCAUUGUUGACGAUUACGCCAUUUGAUUAUAUGAUGCUCUCAAAACAAUCGUUUGCUGAACAGAUUGAGCGCAUACAAGCAUCCGAGGAAGUGUCAUCUGGAUCAGGCACUAAAGGCUGA
Molecule: messenger RNA, 441 nt
Organism: Ostertagia ostertagi
Lineage: Eukaryota; Metazoa; Nematoda; Chromadorea; Rhabditida; Trichostrongylidae
Source: the annotation of a GenBank genome assembly